This is a messenger RNA of Yamadazyma jaroonii, 2280 nucleotides long. NCBI's taxonomy places the organism in Eukaryota, Fungi, Ascomycota, Pichiomycetes, Serinales, Debaryomycetaceae. The record is from the annotation of a GenBank genome assembly.
AUGAUUAUUUUGAUUGAUUCCUAUGACUCAUUCACUAAUAAUCUAAGUAGAUUGAUAGAGAGAACUACAGGAAAAGAAGUUGUGGUCAUACAUAAUGAUUCAAUCGCUAAGGAUAAAUACCACAGUUUCAUACAAGAACAUAUCGAUUACAUUGAUUAUGUAGUGAUAGGUCCAGGUCCAGGACUGCCCAAUAUUGCAGAAGACGUUGGUAUUAUACCGUGGCUUUUUUCAUUCUUCAAGAACAAUGGCACUACAGCCGUGCCAAUACUUGGAAUUUGCUUAGGUUUCCAAUGCUUAUGUUAUAAUUUUGAUAAUGAAGUGAAAAGAUUGGAUGUUAUAAAGCAUGGUCAAGUAUAUGAUAUCAUAUCCAUUGAUGAUACUGAUUUGUUGUUCCAAGGAUUACAUGAUAAGAAAGUUCCAAGUGUAAGAUACCACUCAUUAUUUGUUGAACUUGAGAACCUAAAUUCUGAAAUUGUACCAUUGGCUAUCUGUUAUGAAGAAGAAAGGAAAGUAUUGAUGGCUGCUAAACAUAAGAGUUUGCCAUUUUAUGGUGUACAAUAUCAUCCCGAGUCUAUUUGUACGCAAGAAGGGUCCACCCUCAUCAAAAAUUUUGAUGAUAUUGCCUAUGAUUUCAAUAAAUCUAAUAGAAAGAACAUAUUCGACUUGGAUAGAUCACAAUCCAACCCAAUUGUCCAGAAACUCAAAGUCAAAGUUGAUCCUAAACCUUUAAGAGAUGAAAAGUACACCAAUACUCAUGAUGAUGUAUUCGUUUACUCCAAAGAAUUACCUUUAGAUGGUAGCAAAGUUUUGGCUGUGGAUAUAUGUGAUGUGAUGAUGCAAGAAGGAAAUUCUGAUUUCAUCAUACUUAACUCAGCCUCCAUACCUGGUGAAUGGUCAAUUGUUGGUUUACCUGAAAAGGGAAAGUCCGAAGUUAUAACUCACUCCGUGGAUAAAAUCGAUCAAAUAAAGUUACUGACUUAUAAAUCCACAGAUUACCAAACAAAGUCUUUCAAUGGUCUGGUCUGGAAGUUCUUGGCUGAUAAAUUUGCUGAUAGAUAUGUCUCUAGAGAAUCAAUUAUUUCUAAAACAAACUUCAAGAAUAUUUCGUUUCCGUUUUUAGGUGGUUACAUUGGACUUAUGUCAUACGAAGAAGGACAGCACCUUUUAAUUGAAGAAAUGGGAAAGUACUGUAACAAUGAGACUCCAGAUUUGAAGUUGGUAUUCGUAGAAAGAUUCCUCCUUUUGAAUAAUUUCACAAACAAAUGGUAUUAUUUCUCCGUUAACACCCAUCAUGAUGAUAGCAAAUGGAGUGAAGAGUUUAUCUCAGGCUUAACUAAUAAAUAUAAUGCCAACAAAUUGAGAUCUUUAGCUUUAGUGAGUACUAGUGUUGCCGGAUUGACUAAGAAUGAAAUCAAAUUCGAGCUCCCUAAUGAGACAGUGUACAAAAACCAGUUUCAGAUAUGUCAAGAAAUAUUGAAAUCAGGAGAUAGUUACGAAUUAUGCCUCACCACUCCACUGAAAAUAUACUUACCUUCAGAUAUCAAAUCUUGGGACAUUUAUAAAAUUUUAUUGGCUAAAAAUCCUUCCCCUUAUUCAAGUUAUAUGGAAUUUGAAGACGUUACUUUGAUUUCCUCAUCUCCAGAAAGAUUCUUGAAUUGGAAAGGUGAUUCAAAGAAAACUGUUGAACUUAAACCAAUCAAAGGAACAGUAAAAAAUACACCAGAAGUGGAUUUGAUCAAAGCUACAGAAAUAUUGAAAACUCCCAAAGAAAUGGGAGAGAAUUUAAUGAUUGUGGAUCUCAUCAGACAUGAUCUUCAUCAAUACAUUGAGAACGUUAGAGUUCCUUCAUUGAUGACAGUUGAAGAAUAUAAGACCGUGUACCAAUUAGUUACAACUGUCAGUGGAGAUCUCGACGAUAAUAAGAAUUACCACGGAAUAGAUAUUCUACACACUUCCUUACCUCCAGGUUCAAUGACUGGUGCACCAAAGAAGAGGUCUGUUGAAUUACUUCAAAAAAUUGAGGAAAUGCAACCUAAUGCCGUAAAAGGUGGUAGAAGAGGGAUUUAUAGUGGUGUGGCAGGUUAUUGGUCAAUAACAGAUAACUCUGACUGGUCUGUUAUUAUCCGUUCAUUAUACCAUUAUACGGAUGAUUUAGAAAAUGGUAAUACUAAGUUGUGGAGAAUAGGUGCUGGUGGUGCGAUAACAGUUUUAAGUGACGCAAACGAUGAAUGGGAUGAAAUGAAAGUUAAGUUGGAGAGUGCUCUUCAAGCUUUUACCUAA